AUGGAGAUGUUCUAUUCUUUCUCGAACGGAUUCAUCUCCUUCGAUGUCACUCGCCCAACUCGCCAAGGUAUCAGGACUGCCUUACUCGAUUCAGAGGAGCACAUCUGCAUCACAUGCAAACAAUCAGAUGUUUCACCUGAUAAUCUAAUUGCCAACAAAUUUCUUCGACAGGCUGUGAAUAACUUCAAAAAUGAAACAGGAUACACCAAACAUGUACGCAAGCAGGUCCAACAUGCAGCACGGCCUCCGCCUCGCCUCCCGUUGUCCAGACCACUGCCCUCAAGACAGCAGGACCCACUGCUGGCCAAUGUCACUCACCCACCCCCUGCAAGCGCACCCACUGUUGCACCUCAAACACAAGUCCAGCCCCCUGCACCCGCUCCUCCUGUUCCUGCAGCUGCAACUGCUACUACUACUGCUGCUCCUACUCCUCCUCAUGCUGCUGCUGUCGAAGUUCCAGAUGUUCCACCAGCUCCUUCACCUGUCCCUGACCAACAUUCUCCUAUGCACUCUAACACCCAGGGUGAACCACCCCCACCUGGUGAAAUGGAUCCAGAACCUACUGUGACGCGAAGCCCAGAGAGUACCCCAGAAAUUGGACCACAUGGCUACCAUUUAUCUGUUCUUGGCCACCCACCACCGACAAGGCCACCUCAUCCAUCAGGUCACCAGUCAAGGCCCCAUCACUCUCACCGAGGGGGAGGCAGACAUUGGGAGAGGUCCUACAGAGGUAGAGGAGACCACCCCCCGGCCCACCUCAAUACAGCUCCGCCUCCUGGACCUGCUCCUCCUGUGUACCCGUCUCCAUCCCUGUACCCACCCCCACCACAGCCCUACCCUCCUCCCUACACUUCUGGCCUUAUCCCUCCUCCUCCAAUUGGUUACCCACCCCAGCCAAUUUAUGCCCCUGGACCACCUGGGCUUAACCCUCCCUGGAUCCCCCCUGGUGUCCAGCCCCCUCUAGCCCACCUUGGACCCUCCCUCUCUCAGCCCCCCCUCUCUAAGGAAGAUUUCUACAGACAAAGGCACCGACAGGACAAAACUACGUCCAAACUGGAUGAAUUUACUAAAGACUUCCACAAAGAGCUUAUGAAGUACAGAAAUCCACCAAAGAGACGAAGACCAUCUUAUUCCAGGUCCCGGUCAUUCAGUCGUUCUCCAUUCAGCCGCUCUCCUUACACUCGCUCUAGAUCAAGAUCUAGAUCCAGGUCUUACUCUUAUUCCCCAAGUCGAUCCCGCUCCCGUUCACGCUCUCAUGGUCGGUCUUUUCCACGCUCCCCUUAUUCCAGACACAAUGGACGCAGUUACGGACGUUCACGGUCAAGGUCCCGCUCACGCUCGCGGUCUUAUGGGUAUCGCCGUUCUGGCUCUCCACGGUCUCCUCCUCCCUUCCGGGCAGGCCCCUGGGAGGGAGCAGAAGGAGCAGGACCCUUCAGGUCCCGGUCUCGCUCCCCUGGUGCCUUCCGGGGCCGCAGCCCUGGUGGACGGAAGCCACCUCCUCGGGAGCUGCCGCCGUAUGAACUAAAGGGACCAAGUCCUGGAGGACAUGAUCGCUGGGAGAGAGAAAGGUAUCGGCAAUGGGAAAAGGAGUACACAGACUGGUACAACAAGUAUUACAAAGAUUAUGACAACCAACAUCCCUCACUGCAUCACAGAGGUCGUGGCAGCAGAGACAGGGAGAGGGACAGAAUGUCUCCAUUACCCAGAGAUUACUCCCCUCAGGGCAGAGGAAGAAGAGGGAGAGAAGAGAGAGGUGCUCCCCCUCACCAUCCUCCAUCCUCUUCAUCAUCAGGGACUAAGUCCAGCACAAAAGUCCUUAAAACAAAGAAAGUAAAAAAGAAGAAGCCUGGGGAGGAACCUGAGCCAUCACACCAGUCAGCAGACAGAGGUGAUGCUACUCCUGUCAGAGAUGAACCAAUGGAUGAAAUCCCCAUCAAUAAAACGCCCCCGAUCACCUCAAAACCUGCAUCUGGCUCCGCAGUCGCCAAAGCUCCUACUUCUAAAAGUCUUGCUGCACCUGUUAAACCCUCAAACAAGCCCACAUCCAAGACCCAGUCUGAUAAGACCAGGAAAGAGAAGGGUCAGAAAGUAAAACCCAAAGUGAAGACAGAGGGUGUGAAAGCAAAGAACGACAAGGUAAAGAAAAAGACCGGAGAAGUAGUGGCCAUCAAAAAGAAAGAGUCCUCGUCCUCCUCCUCCUCUGUCUCUAAACCAGUUAAGACCGUCAAAGCAAAGCCAGAAGAUAAUUUCAACUCAACUACCCCCAAAAAGGAAAAGAGUAAAAGUUCUACAGUGAGGCCUCCCUUGCUUAAGACCCCUCCACUGUCCUCACAGACCCUGCCUCUACCUCAUUCUUCUCUUCAUGAUGGCCCUCGACUCAGCCAUGACAUUCGGGGAAGAAGAGAUCUUCCACAAAGUAGUGGUCUCCUCCCAAUCUCCCAUCCACAUGGACUCCCACUCCUCCAUCGACCUCCCUCUCCGGUGGAUGGUCGGAGGAGGAUGGGGGAUGAGGGCCGCUCUUUACUGGGACCUCCUCCUGGAAAGCUGCGGAGGAUUGAUGGGCUAGGGAGUGGUGGCGACGUCCUCUCCCACUCACACAUGUCUCACCAGCCCCCGCUCCACAGACUCCAGCUCUCUUCAGACAGACCUGGUCUUCUUCCCCUGCCUGGGAGCCGUGAGAUGAUGCGAGACACAGAUCGAGGACCCAUUAGACCUCUAAUGGACCUGCCGAUGCCACUCACCCAGAGGAGGAUCAAGUUGAACAGAGAUCUGGGGAGAAAAGGCAGCACUGAGACACCUGCCUCGGACAGAGCACCAUUAGGUCCUGAUAAGAUGUCGUCCACCUCAGACCGAUCAGCUUCUUCAAACGUUUCUGAAGGUGACAGAUCCAACUGUACAACAGAAGGGGCUGGACGAAAGGAGCGUUCUGCAUCUGCAGAGAGGAAAGUCUCUCGAGAAAGACCAGGGAGCGCUGCAGAGAGACUGCAGGGCUCAGACCGAGAGCAGGACAGAGUCUCGGGACCAGAAAGAGAUCGAGACAGAGCAUCUGGAUCAGACAGAGACAGAGCGUCUGGAUCAGACAGAGACAGAGUGUCUGGAUCAGACAGAGACAGAUGUGUUGGUUCUGAAAGAGAGAGAGAGAGGGACAGGGUUUCGGGGUCGAGCUCACAGAAAGUACCAGUGACGGCGGAGAGAGAUGGCGAAAGAGAGAGGUCAGCGAGGACAGAACGAAGGACCUCCAGUGGUGGAAGUGGAGGAGGGCGGUCGGUCUGUCUGGAUAAAGUGACCAUUGGUGAGAAAUCAGCUACCACCAGGACACCGGACCAUCAGGAGAAACCAAGCGUGUCCUCCAAGGAGAGAAGUGAAGGUUCAGACAGAAAUAUGAAAUCUGACAGGAGUGUGUCCAAAGACAGAACAGAGAGGGUUGUCCCCUCAGGAGAGAAACCAGCUGCUGCUCAGAAAGACGGGAAAGAUGGCGAAGGGUCUGUUGUGAAGAGCAAACCCAGGAUCAGUCGAAAGGUUCUGACGAGUCACAGCAGCUCCACCAGCUCUCGAUCGACUCAGGAGACAAAGAGAAGCUCGGAGAAAGACCAGAAGAGCGUAUCCUCUAAACCUGCCGAGCUGCCCCCCAGUAGCCCUGUGAACUCCAGAGGCCGCAGCCCCAGUGUCAGCCCAGCAGUCAGCCUGGCCAGAGAGGAGCCACUCAUUCAGCCACCUCCUCGCUCCAAGUGGGAGAGAGAGGAUGAUGAAGAAGGGCAGGAAAAUGGAGCCACUGAGCCCAAGGAGCCUUCACCGGUGCCUCAGAGGAGCCGAGGCAGAGAGGGGCAGACCGAAGCUCCUAAACCAGUCAAGAGUGAAAGCCGGGAGUCUGUAAGGGAGGAGAGGAGGGGACCUGUGAGGGAGGAAAAGAAAAUGAGAGCACCAAGGGAAGAGGGUAAGGGUGGUAGGGUGGCACAGGUGAAUUCUGACAAACCAACCAAAUCAAAAAUGGUGAGGGAGGAGGGAAGAGGGUUAAGAGAUGAAGGGAGAUCUGCAGCGAGGGAGGAGGGGAGAGGAACGACUGGGAAGGAGGAGAGAUCAGCAGAAGGGAGAGGACGGGAGGAGAGUCGUGGCCCAGAGCCCAGGAGACAACGUUUGUGUUCUGACCUGGGACGUGAGACAGAUGAGGCCGCCUUCGUCCCCGACUACAGUGAAGGCGAAGGCUCGGAGCCGGAGAGAGGAAGGAGCGGCAGCCCCAGCCUGUCCGUCAGCCAACCCUCCCGAAGCGCCAGCCCGAGCAACCCCAGCGACUCAGGCACCACCACCACUGCAGACAAGAAAAAGAAGAAACACAAGAAACACAAAAAACACAAAAAGCACAAGAAGCACGGCAGUCUGGAGAAAGCAGAAUCCAAGGAGCACAAGCACAAACACAAGAAGAAGAAACACAAAAAGAACAAAGACAAAGAUGCGGAGGAAGAGGAGGAGAAGACGGAGAAAACAGAAGAGCAGGCUCCAUGCUAACAGGAGGUCACCGAAAUCUGGAACCACCUUUGUUCAUAAGGAGCGUAGGAGUUUAAAUUUCCCUGGCACUGAUGGAGGGUUUGUCUCUUUGUCCCUGCUGCUCUCCACACCUUCACUUCACUGUGUUGUGUCUGGACUGCAGCAAAAUGUGAGCGCUGCUGAGCUUUCUAAAACUCUGUGGCGACGUUGGGUCAAGAUGUUGUGCUGCACUAUUGUGACCGACCGAGAGCCAGACAAAAAGAACUUGAUGAUAAUAGCUGAUCACGCAGCAGUGAAUCUAAAUGAUAGGAGUAAUAAACUGUACUCAGGGAUGUGAUUGCUUAUUUGUGAAGGAGAAAUUGCUGUUUCUCUGCCUCUGAUUUAUUUGUAAAUAGAGAUGAUGAUGACAUGAUAAUUUUUCCUAGGUUUGUUUUUUGCUCACAUCCCUCCUGUGCUGUUCAAGGCUUCAACACUGGGUAACCUUCAGUGCUGUGCCUCUGUAAGCUUGUUUUGCAGUAUUGCAUGUUUUAGCACAUUGACAUAACUAUGAAUUUUCCACUUUGCUUUACUGCUAACCAUUUUCAAGGUAAUCUCAUUUUUUGGACAGCCGUGGGUUCAACUCAUACCAGGUUAUUUGUAUGAUUUACUAAAUUUCCAUCAAGGCAAUGUGGUAAGUUUCAUUCAUUUAAUUCUCAGACACUGAAGCAAUUUGGUGCUCCUAAGUGAAUUCCAGUGGCUCCCCCAGAAAAGGUGAAAGUUGUGGUUAGCAGUAAAGUUUGUGAAUAAUGGGCUUACAUUUGUAAAAAAGUUUUUUCCUUAAUUUAAAGCAGACCACUCGUGCUACACUGGAUUGUUUAAAUCUAGGAUGUGUUUACUAAAAAUAGCAAAUCAGUCUGCAUGUUUUUGUUCCAAAGGUGCAGUAGCUGUCAUGUUAUGUGAGCGCGUGAAUGUGUGCGAUGGUUUGAAAGUGAAAUGUGACAGAAAGAGGAGAAUUUGAGGAACUGAUGUUCUUACAAAUGAGUUGUUACUUCCCUUUUUUUUUUAAUUAAAAUGUUUUGACCAGAUGAAAA
Paralichthys olivaceus (Japanese flounder) is the source of this 5552-nucleotide messenger RNA. The record is from RefSeq and is a predicted model, not a curated record. Lineage: Eukaryota; Metazoa; Chordata; Actinopteri; Pleuronectiformes; Paralichthyidae.